AGUUAGUCACAUGUAAACGUAUCACGACAAAUUUCAACCUAAACAUCUUUUAUGUCUUGGUGCCAAUACGACAAAGCAGCUGAGGAACAUAUCAAUUAGUUGAUUAUGUCUUCACCGGCGCAGGAGAUAUCGAUAAUAACGCCCCACCAAAAAUUUGAAGGACACACCGAUGUUGUCUGCGAUGUCAUACAUUUGCCAGGCAGACAGCGGAUAAUGACGUGUUCAGAGGACGGCUCGCUGCGGGUAUGGAACUUGAAGACCGGCAAACAGAUAGGAGACGAGUGGAGGGAUGGAGAAAGUCAAGUGUGGACCAUAGCGUUGUCUCCGGAUGGCCAGAAAGUGAUCGGCGGGAGUAACUGCGAGAAUCGUUCAGUGCAACAGAGCAGAAAGACAAGCAUGACGCUCGAACAGCAUUGCGUCGCCGACUGUCUCCAUCUGAAGCCUCUCGUGGAAAGAUACGAGAAUCUUCAUCCAACGGAUCCGACGAGUGGCAGUGUAUGUGUACCGAGUGUUAUAUAUUGUGAUAGUCUCGAGUCUCGAGCUCGUGUGCUAUGUAGGUUGGGAAAUUCACCUUGUUUUUAAGUCACAGCAGGGUUGGUUCCAAAGAUUUGGACACAUAUUGGGGAAAAGAGUACAGCAGCGGGAUGCGUGUAUUCAAGACAUUGCCAAAGCUCGAUACACAACCUUGAAAAAUGGAUGUCUUUUACUC
Suillus subaureus is the source of this 709-nucleotide messenger RNA. RefSeq lists its product as uncharacterized. The transcript is spliced from 4 exons. Bases 106 to 582 code for a protein of 158 amino acids. Gene Ontology annotation, molecular function: protein binding. The record is from RefSeq and is a predicted model, not a curated record. Lineage: Eukaryota; Fungi; Basidiomycota; Agaricomycetes; Boletales; Suillaceae.